AUGGGGGACGUUCUGGAGAAGUUCUUUGUUGUUGUAGGGCUUCUGGUGUGCCUGGUUUACCUGCUGAAGUGUCUGAGAUUCACUAAAUAUAUUUUCCUGCACUUUUGGAAGGUGUUACCAAGGUCCUUCUUGCAGUCAACAGGACAGUGGGCAGUGAUCACUGGAGCCGGAGAUGGAAUUGGAAAAGCUUAUUCAUUUGAGCUAGCAAAACAUGGACUGAACAUUGUGCUUAUCAGUCGGACACUGGAAAAACUACAGGUCAUAGCCAUGGAGAUUGAGCGGGCUACAGGAAGGCGCGUGAAGAUCAUACAAGCAGAUUUUACCCAAAGCAACAUUUAUGAGUAUAUUAAAGAAAACCUCAAAGGCUUAGAAAUUGGAGUUUUAGUCAACAAUGUCGGAAUGCUUCCAAACCUUCUUCCAAGCUAUUUUCUUAAUGUGUCAGAGGAAGUUCAGAGCCUCAUCCAUUGUAACAUCACCUCAGUAGUCAAGAUGACUCAGCUGAUUCUGAAACAAAUGGAAUCAAGGCGGAGAGGACUCAUCUUGAACAUUUCUUCCGGAGUAGGACUCUUUCCUUGGCCUUUAUAUUCCAUGUACUCAGCAUCCAAGGCUUUUGUGUGCGUGUUUUCCAAGGCACUCCAAGCAGAAUAUAAAGAGAAGGGAAUCAGCAUACAGGUGCUGACCCCAUAUGCUAUUUCGACCCCGAUGACAAAGCAUCUAAAUCCCAACUUGAUAACCAAGACUGCUGAUGACUUUGUGAAAGAAUCGCUGAAUUACGUGACUACUGGAGAGGCACACUGUGGCUGCCUUGCCCAUGAAAUAUUGGCAGGUUUUCUGCAUCUGAUCCCGUCCUGGGCAUUCUACAGCAGUGCCUUUCAGAAGUUCCUCCUGACUUGGUACUCAGAUUAUCUAAAGCAGAACGCCAACAUCAAGUAG
Chrysochloris asiatica (Cape golden mole) is the source of this 933-nucleotide messenger RNA. RefSeq names its product hydroxysteroid (17-beta) dehydrogenase 3 (gene HSD17B3). Gene Ontology annotation, molecular function: oxidoreductase activity. The coding region runs from base 1 to 933 and encodes 310 amino acids. NCBI's taxonomy places the organism in Eukaryota, Metazoa, Chordata, Mammalia, Afrosoricida, Chrysochloridae. The transcript has 11 exons. Gene Ontology annotation, cellular component: endoplasmic reticulum. The record is from RefSeq and is a predicted model, not a curated record.